This is a messenger RNA of Drosophila bipectinata, 1495 nucleotides long. RefSeq lists its product as uncharacterized. The record is from RefSeq and is a predicted model, not a curated record. NCBI's taxonomy places the organism in Eukaryota, Metazoa, Arthropoda, Insecta, Diptera, Drosophilidae.
CCGAAUCCCAACAUCCCGAAUCGUAAACCGAAACCCGUAUCCGCUCCUUGCUCACGCGAAUCUGUUAGAUGCAUUUGCCUCAAGUUUGGCGCCACAAGCAAACGACUUUGAAUUUGUGAUUUCUAACAUUACAUGCAUUUAAUUCACAUGCAAACAGUGCCAACAGAAACAGCAUAAGUUGAUCAUUAUGAGUGCCACUUGGAUGAGAACAUCGGUAAUGACCUGGCUGAUUGGGUUCCUAUGCCUCCUGUGUGUCGCUGCAGUGGCUCAGGCCGGCAGCUCUGGACAGGGAGUGCGAGCGGGAGCUGCGUCAUCUCUGGCCAAGGAUGUGGCACACUUGCACAAGACCAAGCGGCAGGACAGGCGCCAAGGAACGAGUCCUCUGACGGCCGUCAAGCAGUCCAACCAACUGGCCAGAAGCGCUCACGGCCUCAACAAGAAGUUGCUUAGCCAGAUGGGAUUCACGAAGGUGAAGGCGCCCAACAGCCACAACCGGAAGCGCCUGGCGGUUGAGUCACGACGACACGCUGCCCGCGAUGAUUCACACAUGUUUAUCAUCAAAUUGCCGCCAAAUAUGCACUACUAUGCAGGACCCGAUGCGAAGAAUGCUCCGAAUCAUCUUACCAUGGCCAGCGACAAGUCGAGUGGUGGCAACGCACCCAGCAAGAAUGCUCUGACAGCAGCAACAUCAACAGCAACAUCGAGUCAUGAGCAACAUGCGGCAGCAACAUCGGACACCGAGGCGUCGGCGUUGAAAGCUAACGGGAAAAAGGUAUCGUUUCCCUUUAGCUCGAAUGGCAGACCGGGACGCAUCUACCACUGGAAUCUGCCGGUCCUGAAGCAGGCUCUGGCCAAGAAGCCGCACUUUGCGCACGUCUCCGCCGCGGAUCGCAACCGGCUACUGGACAUCGAGAACGUGCCCACCUGGCGCCAUCCAUGGGAGAAUGAGACCGCGGAGAAGGGCUUCAGUGCGGGCGGAGGCAAAUCCAAGUACCGCAAAUCCCUGAAGCCCAAGUCGCCCACCUACUACGCCCCCUCGCAGGCGGUGAGCAAGCAGAGCUUCCACAAAUACUUCGCCGGCAACGGGAAGCCCAAGGGCUUUUACGUCAUCAAGGAGCAUCAGAACAAGCCGCAGUUCUACCAGAACAUUAUCUCGUAAUCUAGGGUACAGUGCAAGUCCGUGGAUGAACCUUGAAAAGACUGCGUGGUGCAGGGUCCUCUAUUUCUAAACUCUUUAAGGGGCUUUGGUCCUCACUUCCGUCCAAUUCCUGCUUGGCGUCCCAACCGAGCUAUGCAUAAUUCAUUCCACCAACUGUCCAACAAUUGGGGGAGGAUAAAGUCUAUUUUUAUAAAACGGCAAACAAUAAAACAAUACAAUAACAGAUUUGGGCAGGAGCAGCCAGGCAGGCCAUCAACCAUAUCAACGUGACACACCGGUGGCAGGUACAUUCCCAGCCCAGACUGCAUCAAUAAAUUAUGUCAAAUAUCAAGCUAG